Molecule: messenger RNA, 14728 nt
Organism: Porites lobata
Lineage: Eukaryota; Metazoa; Cnidaria; Anthozoa; Scleractinia; Poritidae
Source: the annotation of a GenBank genome assembly
AUGUCUGAAUUAGCUCUGAACAGCAAAUUACCUCAGGAACAAGUAGAUAUUUCUAUCGAAAACAUGAAAAAAGGUUUUGCUUCGGGACCUCUAGACAGCUACAGGAGGCAGGCGUCUUUCGACUGGUUUGAGAUGAAAGUGUUUGUAGAGGGUGGAGAGGAUGUCGUUGAAUUUAAAAAUAAUAUCUGGAACACGUUGGCAAAGGAUCCACUCUUUGAUAGAGCAAACGAUAGCAAACUGUCCUUUGGUGAACGCCGUAGACUCACUAUGAAGAGAUGUACCAAGCUGGCUGAGUACAACUUUGUGACUGAUGAUGAUGUAAUGGCUAAUCCUUUCUUUGCUCAGGCAUUCACCGAUGCGAUAGGGUCUUUUGAUUGGAGUUUGUCUACCAAAUAUUUACUGAACAGAACGGUGAGUGAGAAAUUGGUCAAGCCUGUAGUUACCAUCAUUUAUUGGAUUGGGGAGAGUAGAAUAGCCUGGAGGGGGAGGGGGGGGGGGGUGGGUACUCCUGGGGAUUCUUGGUGGGGGUGUGGUUCUCCAAAUCCUGACCUGAUUUCAGACCAAAAAAUGUAAUUUUCCACACCCGUUUUCAGACCAGACCGCUUAUAUCCACACCCAUUUUCAGACCUGGCCUUUAGGCAGAAAUUAUGUUAUCAUUACUUGGAGGGCAAACAAACAAAUUCAUUAAAUCGAUUUUGAAUUUGCAUAUUUCUCUUUCUUUCUUACUCAUUUGGUAUUGAAACGAUAAAUGCGUUCAUACUCUCCCGUAAUUCCCCCAAAAACCAUACCCGAUUCAUGACCACAAUGGGUAAAGUGUAUACCCGUUUUCAGACAAAAACGGCACAAAAACCCUACCCGAUGGGGCGGCACAUACCUAUAUAGCUUACACAAGGGAGUAUCCCCCCGGGAGAAAUAGCAACCAUUUGGUAGGUGUUAGGGUGAAAAAGAAGGCGAGAGAGCGAAGGGAAGAAGAAAAAUACAGUAUUUCUCUUCCCUCUCCCCACCCCCAAGCCCUUUUUGAAUUUCUCCAACUCACCAAUGGGUCCAUGUGGUGGUCGUGCAAGCGGAAACAUUUCUACACCCAAAGAAAAUGCCUCCAAUGCAGGCUAGCCUGUCAAUCAACCUUUAAGCAUGUUAAGAAAUCACCUUUCAGGGGCACCCAACGACUGUUUUCUGUAAAAUAUCUGUUCGGAGAAGCAAAUAUUACCUAGAAUUUUCUAUGACUUGAGAAUGGCUAAAAUGGAAAAAUGAAUGACAAUUUUUGAUGGCAAAUUUUUCUUUUAACUGUCAUUCCAAAAAUAGUCUAACUUUCAGCUGUCAGAUAGCUCUAUUUUCAUUGUUGUCUAGGUGGAAACAUUUCUUUCAGGCCUCUUUUUCUGCAGUAAGUUGUAUCAUUUCCUUAUCUCCUUGUAGAUGUUUGGUCGUCUGAUAAAAACAUCAAGUACACAUGAACACAUCCGAGACCUUGGGGAGAAAGCUGCAAGGCAAAAGGUAUUCAUAAUUUAAACUUUUCACUAUAAUUGAUGUUGUAAAUCAAAAUGAAAUAUAGUGAAAAUUGUUGACGCCUAGGUUAAAUCUCACUUUCCUUUGUUUCCUAACCCUUAUAAUAAUUACUAUUCAUGAUCAUACAUACAUACGGUACAAUACAUACAUAACAUUUAUUUUAACUUGAAUAGAGUAGCUACAAAUAGUUCAUGUCUUUGAUGUUAAAAUCAUUGCAGCCAUGAAUAAUUAGGGCUAGAAACAACCUAGGUUGUAACCAUUUUGACCAUGACCUACAAUGUUGAUAGUAUUUAGAGGCAGUUUUUUACUCAACAGGUACAUUCAUAGUAGUAAUCUAUUAAUUAUUUAUUUAAUACGUCACAUAAUCUUUGACAAAUAUGUUUUUUAAUAAAUUGACCUGCAGAUCUUUGGUUGUUUUGCACUGACUGAAUUAACCCAUGGAAGUAACACCAAAGGAGUUCAAACCACAGCAACCUAUGACCCUUCAACACAAGUAAGUAUCAAAACUCAUGCAGCCAUAUGCAAAAUGUGACACACAAAACAGAAAAAAAAACAUUCUUAUUCCUUCACAUAUUUAGGGGGCAAGGGUGGGAUGGUGGGAGGAGGAGCAAUAGGUUUCUUGAUUUUUUCAAAAAGUUCAGAAACUAAGAAAUCAAAGAACCAAUUACAUCACUUCAGCAAAUGUGUAGAAUGGUCAGAGGGGGCGUUAUCCAUUAAUUUUUUAAUUGUUUGUUUUUGUUUGUCGACAGGAGUUUGUUUUACAUACACCCAACUUCGAAGCAACAAAAUGUUGGGUUGGAAAUCUGGGAAACACAGCCACCCAUGCUGUUGUGUAUGCUCAGCUUUACACCCACGAUGGAAAAUGUCAUGGUCUUCACUCUUUUGUGGUUCAAGUCCGUAGCACCGCCAAUCUCUCACCAAUGCCUGGUGUGACUGUGGGAGAUCUAGGAGAAAAACUUGGUCAGAAUGGCCUGGAUAAUGGGUUAGCAUGUGGCACAGUACAGUUCUGAUUUCUCGAAUCCCUUCUAAUUGAAAUCAAUACUUACUUCCCAGAGCACUAAAACAUAGUACAUGAUUUUAGCCUUAUUUCCUUUUCCCUUGGAGGUUGCAAAAAUACAAAUCAGGGCCCAGUUGUUUGAAGGCCGAUUAUCACUUAACCCAGGGUUAAAUUUAACCCGAGUUUCUUUUUCUUGUGUUCAAAAGCAUUUUCUCAGAUAAUUUUGUCUGUUAUUUUUAGAGCUUCCAAUCAUCAACCAGUAGACAAAGAGAAUUAAAACUGAAAUGCUUUUUAAGCUUUCAAAUCUAAAUUUAAAUCUCACACUAACCCUGGGUUACCUUAACGCAGCUUUGGACAACUCGGCCCCGGAUUCCAAAAGCACUAUCCUGUAUAAUAAUUUAAUUUUGAAACAACCAUGCAGUUGUUCAACAGGAAAACCUGAUGGAAUAGUCAUUCUUCAAAAGUUUCUAGUUUUGUAAAAAGCUUUAAAGCACCACAGAUACAUGAAAACAAAUCUAAUUCACCCCAUUAAGAUGGCAGUCUUACAAGAUGCAACCUCCUUAGUCGGGCAUUAUGAGUAUAAUCACUUGACACCCAGCCAGUAUAUUAAGAAAGGGAGAGUUUCAAAUAUAUUUCAGACCCUGUUCUUGUUUUAACUGGAGUAAUCGCACUACUGCUUUUUUUUACAGUAGUGUUAUUAUGGGGAGAGUCAAGUUGCAUUGUUACCAUAACAAUGUGGUUAUUAGCAGACCGUGUGUCUGAGGGGGAUUAUAGAGACCGAUAAGUUUAGGAGUGAUUGAAGAGUAUAAUAACAUAUUUCUUUUCUUUUGUCAGUUUUGUGUCAUUCAACCAUGUUCGAAUUCCACGGGAGAACUUACUGAAUAGGACAGCUGAUGUCACACCAGCGGGAAAGUACGUGACACCUUACAAAGACCCAAACAAGAGAUUUGGUGCCUCCCUAGGUGCACUAUCUGGUGGACGAGUAGGGAUUACCAGUAUGAGUGUUGUCAAUCUGCGAUCCUGUAUACCCAUUGCAAUAAGGUAUAGCAAUAUAUAUAUAUAUAUAUAUAUAUAUAUAUAUAUAUAUAUAUAUAUAUAUAUAGCAAUGAAUGCAACUAUGUAAUUAAAUCAAUAAAAAUGUAAUUAAUUUGUCAGUUACACACAGAGGCAUAGCAUAAAAUCGAAAUUAAAAAGUUUAGUGGGCAUAAAUUUUACUAACCAAACUAUAAAGUCUAUUAUCCAAGAAUCUGUUCUUGAAAUAACAAACUGGGGCAAACUAAUGAAUGGAUGGACUGUUGAGGUAUCUUUUAGAACAAUAAAUUGAUCAAGAUAGAACACAAUGUUAUGCAAAAGAGAAACAGAUGUAAGAUUUUCAAUGACAUAAAUUUUUACUAACCCGGGAUAGUAGGCUCAUUUUUUCAAAUGUAAAAUCUACUAACCAAAGUUAAUUUCGAGCCCUUUGUAAACAAAGUUUUCUUUGUACAGAGCAAAGAUGACAACUUGAUGGCUAUUUUCAAAUACGUGUCAGGGAAACAGUUUAAACUACUGAGUUUCACAAAGCCAAAAUGUUGACUAAGUAAACCCUUCUUUUUCAGUCAUGCUCUGUCUAACCAUUUUCAUCUCUUUCUUUCUUGAUAUGUAUUUGUAAGUUACAGAACUUGUUUGGAUGCACCAUAAUUGCUUGGAUGCACCGUAAUUUAACCAAAAAAAAAACAGUUUACACUGUAGAAGAUGUUGCCAGAUUUGCCACAAAUUCAGUAAAUUUGGUACCAGAUUUGUGCUGCAUGAAAUCUGAAAUAAAAAUGUCCUGGCUGUAAUAUUGGUUGCAUUUGUGAGGAUUUUGAAUCUGGAAUCUGAAGCAAAUACUUUUUAUCUGAAUGAUGUUGUUGUAAUAAUAGUACUGAUGUGUGUAAAUCCUUGAAAAACCAAAUAACCUUAAUGGUAUGAAGCCAGAAAAAUUUCCUCUUGCAUAAAUGUAGCCUUACAGUACAGACAAUUAACAUAUUAGGGAGAUGUACAUGUACGUUUUAUUUGUUGUUAUUUUUAGGUACUCUGCUGUACGAAGGCAGUUUGGUCCACCUGGAAAAGAUGAGAUUCCAGUCUUGGAAUACCAAAUGCAGGUUUGUUUCUCUCUGGACAUGUUGUCAAUAAUUUAUACCAAAAAUUGCCUCUUCAAUGUUACUCGCACUAUGCAGUUCACCUCGUAUGUUAUGAGAAUCAUGUACCGCGCGAGACGAUUCUUGUUGCGCAGGAAAUGAGACGCGACUGGUAACUUACUUUUGAGCAGUACUGUACAGCAUGGCUAAGUAGUACCUCUGCCUGUAUGGAAUUGGCAUCAAAUGAGGUUCCAGUCCUUGGGUACUAAAAUAUACAUCAUCAUGCAUAUUCUCCAUAGUCUGCACUACGUAUUCAAAUGUACAAUUUUGUCUCAGAAGCCUUUUAACUGGUGAUUGUAGAUGUAUUCUUUAUUCCCAUGGUGUUUAAUUGAGCAGUGACACUCCAAGAUUAAUUAACCCUUUAAAUUCCAACAGUGACCAACAACAAUUUUCUCCUAACAAUACCCAUACACUGUCAAGAGAUAGAGUUAUGAGAAUUAAUAAAAUGAUUGCCAUAGAAAAAUUUCCAUGAUCUUUUAUCAAAUUCUCUCAACUAAUUCUUAAAGGAAAUGUAUUGAGAUCUGUUUGGAGAAUUUGUAUGUGGAUAUUGGGUCUUAAAGGGUUAAUGAGAUUCUGGUCAGGACUGAAAGGGUUGAUUUGCAAGACAAAUUCUCUAUUGCAUCUAAUUCCUCCCCUCCCAACCGGGAAAUAUUUCAGAUGUAUAGCACAUGAAAGGUCUCCUUUGGGACAUUCCUGAGUUGAAGUCCUAGUUUCUCUACUUGUAACACUGUUUAACUUCAAAUGGAUGGAAUGAUCUUUCCCAAACAAUUCAGUUUACAGCAGUUAUGAUUAUGCAUAUUUAUAUAACUUCAACUUAAAUUUCUGUAACUGAAAAAAAAAUAUCUCCUUUUCGCUUUUCAUGGUACCAGAUUUUUAUUUCUUUUCUUAUCAGCAAUGGCGACUUAUUCCUAAGCUAGCAGCAACUUAUGCUCUGGCCUACUUUGCAAGGACUUUCUUUUUGAACUUUGUGGAAAUGGAAAUUGGCGCAAUGAUGGGAGAAAAAGGUGAGGCUCAGGUAAGAAAUGAUAAAUUUAUGAAUAAUUUAUUAUUGUUAUUGUUAUUUUAUUAACCAUAAAUAAUAACUACAGUUGAGCCAGGUCAAGGAAAGGUACCCUCCAAGAUUCCUUUAAUAAAUUUAUUAUUUGAAAGGUGAGCCUGCCAUUAGUUGUAGAUUUCAGAUUCAUCUCUGCAUUCCUGCAUUCACAAUGAGCAAUGAAUUGACAUGCGAGGUAGUUGAGAAAAUUGUGACAGCUCAGUUUUCUUGAAUUUGAAAAAAAUGUCUGCGGAGCUUAUUUUUAUCCAUUCAAAGAUUUUUCCUUCUACAGUAGAACCUCAAUAUAAUGAAGAGCCAAAAUAUGUUCGCUGUAAUGAAUGUCAAGGUUCUUUUCCAUAAAUUUAACCAUUAUUGGGGCGAAGAAUUUAGUUCACUGUCACCAAGAAAUUGAAGCCAAAAAUUCACUGUUCAUUAUGCAUGCGGAAUGCAGAUUUGAAUUUAAUAAUAAUAAUAAGUCUGGUUUAUUAAUAAAAUCGUCGUGCUUAGUAAUAAGCGAAUUGCAAAAUUAUUUUACAAAGAUAUAGAUAUUUAUUACAUCCACUUUGAAAUCACUGGCUAUCUGUGCAAUCUGAUUGGCUCUCAGCGGUGUGAUUUAUUCCUAAAUCGCACCAUUUUUUGCUCUAAAUUGCAUCUGUUCCGAAUCGUGUCAUUCAUGUUCUAAAUCGCAUCAUUUCUGUUUUAAAUCGCACCAUUUUUGUUCUAUAUCGUAUCAUUUCUGUUUGGAAUACAAAAUGAGAUGUAAAAGCCUUUUUGUUUCGGCUUUUUAACAAACCGGCUACUUGAUCAAUAAAAUAUUAGUACUGACUAAAUUCUGCGAUUUCAAAAUGGAAGUAAUAAAGUGGUAAUUGAACUUCGUGUCGUGCAAUUUUGGUCUGAAAUCAUACUUGUGAUUUCGAAUCGAAGAUUAUGAAAUCCCGCGUAUGAUUUCAGACCAAAUUGCACUGCACUCAGUUCAAUUACCAUUAUCAAUAAAAAAAAAUUAAUUUUAACUAAUUAAUUAUUACAUCAUGUUCAAAAUGGACUGGGCCUUACAAUUUAUUAUGAGAAGAUAUAAGAAAAUAAAUUAGAUAAAAAACUAGAAACUAGAAAUAUAUAUCAAGUUAUACAUUAAAUUCCCAUACAUGCCAUGAGCAUAAAGGCACAUCGCUGGAAAAAAGCUUAGUUUAAAGCGUUCAGUUUUGCAACUUAUAAGGGAUGGUUUUGAUGACUGUAACGGAUUCAUUUUUCAUGCUUGACCUGGCGUAAUUGGCUUGACCUGGCCUAACUGUAAAAGAUAAAAUAAUUUACACUGUAAAUAUUAUUAUUAUUAUUUCUAUGCAUCAGGCUGCUUUGGGAAGAGAAAUCCAUGCCCUGUCAUCAGCAAGCAAACCUCUGGCAGGUUGGAUGGCCCAGAGUGCUAUUCAAGAAUGUCGAGAGGCUUGCGGAGGCCAUGGUUACCUUGCAAGUAAGACACUAUUGUUGUUUUAGUAACACAUUUUACCAUUACUUAUCAAAAAUGAUUAAAUACAGUAAAAUAUACUGUUAAUUAUCCUUAUUAAAAGUUUAUUUUCUAUGACGUUUACUUUGAUCAUAUGUUUUUUUUGUGGUUGUUGUUGUUUUAUUGAAUUUGUAUUAUUGCUGGAGAACAAAACUUUGUGUUCAUGUUGUACUUUGACAUUCCAUAGAACACUUGAAUGAUUGCUGAUGGUUUCUCUUAAUAAGUUAUUAAUUUUGUACAGUGCUAGAAGAAUAGGGAAGAUUUUUUGUAUGCUGUAAAAGUUCCAUUUUUUUCCACAGUUAAUAGGUUUGGUGAAUUAAGAGAUGAUAAUGAUCCAAACUGCACGUAUGAAGGAGACAACAACAUGCUUUUGGGGCAAACCAGCAACUAUUUGCUGUCUCUUUUAGAAGCCAAAGAAAAAGGUAUUCUCUGCGCUCUGUGUCAGUGUUGUGUUUCUUAAUUUUGAAUUCUUUUCUGUCCUUUUCCCCUCUCUUCGCUGCAGCAGAGUUAGUUCAGAUGGUAUUCUUAAGUGGCUUGUAAUUUAACAGUAAAUGUUACUGGCAGAAUAGUAGCAACAGAUGUAGAAAAUAGUAAAACUAAAUAAAAAUGAAUGUCUGAUACCUUAAGUUUGAAUUAAUGUGCACUGAGGUCUUAAAAACUAAGAAUUGUGUCAUUGAAAGCCCUUGAAAAAUUCUUUGUCCAUAAAAGAGUACACACCUUGUAAAGCCGACAAAGCGAUUACUGCUUUUUCCCUGCAAAUAGCUUGUCCUGGGUAUGACUUGAAAUAUCUCAGCCCCAUCUCCCACAGUGCUGGCAAGUUAUACCUAUAACUCUUAACUUGGUUGACAUACACUGUAUUCAAAUGGUGUAACCACUGCAGUGGCUGGGUAGUUGCCUAGGCGAUAAUAUUAAGUGUGUUGUACAAAAGGGAUUUAUGGUUAUAAGUUUAUUAAAAGGAAUUUAUCGUUAAAGAAGGAACAAUUUCAACACAAGCUGUCUAGUAGUAGUAAUGCAAGAGCUGGCAGAAAUGUUUCUGUUAUUAUUUCCCAAACAGGAGCAACAAUAUCCUGUCCACUUCAUUCAGCGGACUUUCUUGAUAACAUCGAACAAAUCAUGUCAAACAAAUUUCAUGCAAAGACAGAGCAAGAAUGCAGAGACCCUGACUGUAAGUACAUUGCUGCUUUUAUCUCUGUGUAGAAAAAAAGUAUAUAUAGGACAUGUGUUUGACCAGUGUCAGAUCUAAUUCAAAAGAAAGUAUUUCAUAACAGUGCAAGGGCUUUUUAAUUACUAAUUUUGAGACCACGUUUUACUUUGAAAGGUCUCUAUGACAAGUCUUUUACCACAGGAAACCCAAGUUAGAAAGUGAUAUUUCACGGUGUGACCUUUUGAUGAAAGUGUUGUUGGGUUUAAUAUUCCUGUGUGUAUUGGUUGCCUGAGCGAUACUAGCAUCCUAGCAGUGGUAGUAUCUUCUAAACUUCAACAGAGACUUGGGUAAACAUUCCUUAGCAAGCAUCUCAAACAACCUAAUAAGGAAACACCAUUCGCCGGGUCUGUGGUUACUAGAUACAGAGCCAAACAACAUUUAGUGCCUAAAUCGUAUGAUUUCGUGUUUAGAUAACCAUUCCUACUGAAUUUAUAAUGAUGCAGUAAUUUACUAGACCAUGUUGUUGUUACUCUUUAGUUUUAGUGGGAGCUUUCCAGUGGCUUGUGUGCUAUCUGUUAAAAGAGAGUGCUGCCAGGCUUAGACAACAGUUGAGAAAUGGAAAGGUACUGGUGAUUUUUGAACCCUUCUGCUCUGAAUAGUGUUGCUUAGAUGAAAUCUCAAAGCAAAUCCUGCAUGGUCUGAAAAAGAAAGUUAUGUGGGGAAUAUUUUUCAAAAGUCCAGAUAAGGCUAUAUCAAUGACCUGGCCUGUUUUGUGAACUCCUGAAUUACAUUGGAUCACACAAGUUUUUAAAACUGAAAUAGUUGUAGGGUUUGUAAAUUAUUAGGUACUCUGAGGGAUGGGUCACACUUCCAUGUGGAUUAGUGGUUGAUAUAAGGUUGUUUCAGACUUACCUCUAAUUUAUUGAGGCAGUGGCACAAAUCUUUGUCACACUUUCCUCCAAUGCAAAAUUGAAGCAGUUGUAAAGUAACAGUGAUGUCUAUAACUGAAGCCAGCUGCCUAUGCAUGGUCUUUGUCAACCUGUUGAUAAUAAAUACUUUUGGUGCUUUUUCAGGACCCUUUUACUGCGAGGAAUGACAGUCAGGUGUUUUACUGCAGAUCAUUAGCACUUGCUUACAUUGAGGUAAUCCUUUGAAUGCAUUCCCCACCCCUCCCCCUCUCACUUUUCGUGUCAAAACCAGAUUCCUCUGUUAUUCUUGUGCAGCUAAACAGUUGACCUGGAGAUUGUUGUAUUGAGGCAUAAGCUCGUUGAUCGCCUAAAUUUUAGCUAUUAACAAAAGACCCCCUUAGCCAGUAUCUGCAAACACAUUUUUCAAGCACACUAUGGGAAGGAAAAGAUAACUGUGGGACAAUCCAUAUAACUUGUUAUCAUUUCAAGGGCAUGGAAAAAAAACCCUCUGUUGCAGUAGAAUUUUGACCAAGAUCUACUUUGCACAAAAAGAACAAUCUUGCUCUUGUAGCAGUCUAAGUAUCCAUUCCAUAGCUUUUCUAAUUUUCUAAUUUCAGUGCACAGUUUUACAGAGGUUCAAAGAAGCAAUUUUCGAUGAAGAGGAGACUCCCCAAGCCCUGAAACCAGUUCUUCUUAAACUAUGUUCCUUGUAUGGUCUGUGGUCAUUGGAGACACAUCUCACUACUCUAUAUCAAGGUCAGUUUAUUACAAGUGGUGACUGCUGACUGAAUAAAACCCAGUCUUGUUGCUUUACGUAUCAGGCCUUCCUAGGAAAGAACCCUACUGUGGAAGCAAUGAGCCCCUUUCUCUCUCACCUCCCCCCAAAUGGGACGCUUCUGCAUUGCAAGAUUAACCCCACCCUGUUGAUAUUGGCGUUUCCCAUGAGAAAUAGUGGAGAGAAUUUAACAAUCGUCAAAUUUUAUCCAUGGUGAUCAUUUUCUUUAUUCUCAAGACCUCAACGUUUGACUGAAGAGUGCUAUAAUCAGGAGAAUUUAGGUUCUUUCCACUAUAUCCCUUCCACUCCCAGAGUGACUGACAGAAGUCGUUUGAGGUGGUUGUUAACUUUCUGUAUUCGUUUUAUAGCAUUUUGCAACCAGUAAUUUGGAAAUUUUGUUGGAUUUUAACUUUUGUGAAUUUUGGCUACCUUUGGGAAUCAAAAGAUGUCCCCUAAAAAUGAUCUUUAAAAUGUUUGUUCAUAUCUACGUACUAAUUCGCUCUAUACUUAAAAGUCUUUUUUUUUAUAUCUUGAGAGGGCCCUUUCAUCAUUUGGCCUGGUAUUUGUAUUAAGCUGCAUUAUCCACUCUUCUAACCGUCGGGCAGUCUCAGUACAAUAAACCAGGGGCUCAGAUGGUAACCCAUUAUACCCACUAAUAUUGUAACGGCACCUAUAUCUACCAGUGUGUGUCUAAGAUCAGGGAGUUCUAGCAGGUGGCCUUACAAGUUUUUUCAAAUUUUGUUAGUGUUAAAUAUUUUAAAUGUAGCUAUUUUAUUUAUCACGGCUAACCAUCCUACAAUUUUUCCGACUGCAAAAGGGACAAUAAACCGAAGUAGUAUUUUUUUAUUUAGAUCGUAAGUCUGUAACUUACAGUACAAUAACCAGGGCUAGUGGAAUUGUAACGGCACCCUGUGUGCCUUAGUUUUUUUCGUAAAAAUUUUCUUUGUUGUAACGCAUUUUACGUGCGAUUUUAGUACGUCACGUGAUUUUUAAAACUCACAAAAAACUUUUUUCAAAAAGGUAACCAUCUCAAGAAACGUCUUCGUUGCUGUUGAACUCAGAACCCACCAAAGCGUUCGCCCCAACACGUCCUACAACGGGAUCGCUGUAAGAGUUGGCCAAUAAAAAAGUAAGCCUUGCGGAAUCUGUGAGCUAUUUUAGUUUUCUUAGUCACGAAUCUCACCGCCACCGGAGCUGGGGCCUGUUUCUCGAAAGUCCCGGUAACGUUUUGGGCCUGAAAAGCUAUUUUAAAUUUGCCAUGUUUGUAUUCAAGAUCAAAGUUUCAUUAAUUUUGAAAAUGAGACAAAGAAACUAUCAGUUUAGUGUCCACAAUUAGCUUUUAGCUAAAUACCUUGACACUUUAAUAACGUUUAUGUAUGUAUGUAUGUAGCUGAUGAAGCAAAUUAACCAGUUUGUGAGCUAGGAACUGUGCUACUAUUCAACAGGUUUUGAUUUUAAAGUUUGUCUUCGGGCCCGAAAAGUUACCGGGAAUUUCGAGGAACGGGCCCCCGACGCCGCUACAGGAAUGUUUGCUAAAUAUCUUGUUGGCCUAGAUUGGAUUCACGUUUUCAUAUAACACUGCAACCCACGCUAUUAAAACUAGCUAAUCCGGCUUUGUAAGCUUUUCGGUUUUAAUUGCAAAGCUGUUUAUCUGCAGGUGGAUUCUGUAGGUCAGUGAAUGAUGCCAGGAUUGUGAGAGGAGCUAUCCUGUCACUUUGUUUCGAGGUAGGUUUUUAGUAAUCAUUCCCCAAUACAACGUCAAGCUGCAGCCAUUUAAGAAAUAUUAUUAGUUGAACUAGCGAUGCUGCGAUGGCAGCAAUCCCAGCGUCAAAGGCUGUUUUACUCUGGCCAAGGUUUCUGAAGAGGAGUACGUUUAAUGUUACUUUAGUUUCCCAGAUUACAUUCUACAUGGCUUCUUAGCCCGAGCAAGCUCUGAACGGUACGUCGUUUGCAUAGUGUUCAUCGUUGAUUUUGAAAGCAGAGAAUGAGUAGGAAGAGCUAAAAUUGCGAUCAGGAGAAUGAGAAUAAGGCUGAAAGAACGAAGUGGAGAAGGAGGAGGGUAAAGCACCGAUCGCAUCCCCACCAGAAAACCUACACCCAGACUAAUGGGUUCCACAAAACCAUUUAAUCACUACUUUGUUUUAAUGUUACAACAUACUGAAAGUUAUGGUCAUAGUUAUAGUUAUAAGGAAGACUUAUUUUGCUCGCCUUCUUAAAACUAUCGAUUAAUCGAAAUCGGGCGACUGAAAAAUGUAAAUGUACCCCUACCCUUUUCUACCACGUGAUGUCACCCAAUGCGAUGUCAUUUGCAAGAGUAGCAGGAGCAGAUCUCAUGAUCUUAAUGUUAUCAUGUUCGGUUCUUUUUCGUUUGUUAGUUGAAAGGCGAGGCAGUAGCUCUAGUAGACGCUUUAGCUCCUCCUGAUUUUGUCCUUAAUUCACCGAUCGGUCAUAGUAAUGGAAAGGUAAGCUAACUUUACAGCUAUACAGUAUAUCCGACUAACUGUGGUCGGAUCAGUAAAGGUUUUUUUAAUUUUAACUUUUUUGUAAGUGUAACGGUCAAUGGAAAAUAUAUGCUGCAGACCGUAAUUUCCGAGUUGUCGCGUAUUACGAUCUAGAGCUCUGAAUGUUUGGUCGUAAAUUUGUGCAUGGUUAUUGCUGCAGCUUUAAAUACACGUGACAUUCAUUGUCGCUCGCUGAGUAUGUCUGCUUUUUUGCCUUUGCCUCGGCUGUUGAAGGCCGUUGAGCGUACUCUUAACAAAUGGCCGGCCCUGAUUGGAAACGACAAUUAUAACACUGUUACAAUGUAUAACUACUUAACUACUUAGUAUAACUUUGUUGUAUUAGUGUUGUGCGCAACGCAGAGGUGUUUUUGCCAGCACCAACAAAAUUGCCAUGAAACAGAAAGUUAAAAAAGAGAGAGAGAGAAAGCAAACCAACAAAACUAACGUCGCAAAAACAGCAUUUUGUACCUCGUCGUCGAACAGGCGGAGCUGUUUUUCAAUCAUUGCCUUUAGGCUAAAAGUAUUACUUGUUGCUUUUCCCAGGCUCACGAGAACUUAUACGAAGCGAUUAUGCAGAACCCCGGAAACCUAGAGCGAGUUUCUUGGUGGAAGGAAUGUCGUCAAAUUCCAGUCAUCCGGGAACGAAGCAAAUUGUAAAAAAUUCUUCCCGCUCUCAAAUACGUCACACAUCUCUAGUCACGUGUUGAGUGACUGGACUCAACACAUGACUCAGCACGUACUGCCUAUCCUGUCUUCCAAUGUUGCUCACUUCUUGAGUUACCUACCCAAAGGAAGUUUCAUGUCAUUUGGUAGAGCUUCGCAGCGGCAGCAACAUUGAGCCUCAGUAAGACCUUGAAUUUUUCCCCUGACUACUGAUUUCUAUUUGCACAAUUAAUGUGGAUCAUGAACGCCUUUCCUCGCAUAUCUAUUGUUUAUAUUUGAUUUUAUUCUUAUGCAGUAUUUAUUGUUAUCACAUUCGUUCUUAUAUCUGUGAAGCACCAAAUACUUUCAGGAAGAUUUAAACUUAAAAGGUUAAGGAUGAAAUCCUCAAGUGUUACUUCUAAAGUUUUGUAGUUAGAACAUUGAACACGAAGCGUCAAACGCACGAAAAAUAAAUAAAGAUAAGUGUUAUAAGUGUUAGGUUUUACACAGGUCCGUCCUAUGAAGCUCUUUCGUGAAUUUGCAAAGCGCAAGGUGAAUAGCCUAUUUAUGGUUUGAUGUGUGUUACCAACAGUAGUUUACUCUUGGUGCGUUUGAGCAUUCCCCCUUUAGCCUGCGUAAUUGGCGUCGAAAGGGGUAGGGGAUCGGGGACUGUCGGGGAUCGGGAGGAAGGGAAAAAGGAAUGGGGAUCGGGAUUUAGGAGAGGCUUGCCUUAAGGGUCCCCAAUGGGUUUUUCGGGAUCCGGGAUUUCCCGUAUUUGAAUCUCGGGAUUCAGGAUUUUUUAAGCAAAAUGGGGGUGAGAUACGGCCGGAUUGAAAGUAUCGCGGUGAGUAGGAUGCCAAAAAAGAAAACAUCGGGAUUACGGGAUUGCACGAAAUUUGGGAUAGCCAUUGCGGGAUUGAAGAAUCCUCUUGGGGAUCUUCAGUGUUUUGCCUCUUUUAUUUUCCAUGAAGAAAGGUAAAGGAUGUUAGGUAUACAUCCUCUAUGGGGCUCUUUUCGAGCAGUUUCGUUAAUCAGUUCCAGGCAGUUUGAAUUUCAGAUCUACAAACUUUUGGCCUGUAGAGUUGUGAAACUUAGAAGCCUCAUAAAAUCUUCUGACUGUGCACUCUUUCUUGAUAAAGACCAUUAAAAGUUAAUUUUAGAGAAAUAGCAGUAUCACGAAGCCUGUUAUUUAAAAAAGGCAUUGAUUUUAAGCGACAAGUGUAUAUAUUUGCGCAAAUACUUCUUGCCAUUAUUAUGCUCAGUAUGGGAUAUAAUAUUAUUAUGAUAAUUACGGAAGUGUUUGUAUCGGAGCCCUUGGGCUCUUGGUUGUAUUGAUUUUACUCUUUUAGUUUAUAAAAAGAACGUAAAAUCUAUAUCUAAGCUUAAAGGUUGAUGUAAACUGAGGGUUCCAUCGUAGAAUCGCUCAGUAAAGCUAUCGGAUUAGCCAAAGUUGGACUCCAUCUUCGAUAUAAGAAAACGACUUUAACCAGCCUAGCGGCCGAAGAUAGAGUUUGUCCAGCAUCUGUGAGAUUUUGCAACGACCAGUAAACCAAGUUAAAUAACUAUAAUAU